Molecule: messenger RNA, 1859 nt
Organism: Pararge aegeria (speckled wood butterfly)
Lineage: Eukaryota; Metazoa; Arthropoda; Insecta; Lepidoptera; Nymphalidae
Gene: eIF2D
Product: eukaryotic translation initiation factor 2D
Exons: 12
Coding region: 1-1776 (591 amino acids)
Biological process (GO): formation of translation preinitiation complex; translational initiation
Molecular function (GO): RNA binding; translation initiation factor activity
Source: RefSeq, a predicted model, not a curated record
AUGUUCGCCAAACCGUAUAGGUUAAAAUCAAACAAAACUUUAAAAAACUCUGAAAAAAAAUGUCUAACUCAACGGAUACAGAGUGAGUUUCCUGUGGCAACGGAUGAGAAAGUCAAGGAAUUAGUGCCUUCAAAGUCUGCCACCAGUUGCAUGAAAGUAGUGCUUCAUUCAGGUGACACUGUGAGCGUCUACGUGGUAGAUGGAGUGCCAGUGAUGAUCGACAUGGGAGACAGACUUGUGCCUACUGUUUGCGCACUGUGGAAAGUUCCAGAAUUAGUUCCUACUAUAAGAAUUCAUACUCCAGUGCUGAGCAAGAUGCAAGGAGGGGCUCCACUGUACGCACCGGGUGUAGUGACUGAGGGCUGUUUUCCCCAGUUCCGUUGUGGAGCAGUGGUGGCAGCCUGCACCAGUGACAAUGCUGCAGCAGGAGUUGUUGGCCAGGCCAUGAUGUCUUCUGCUGAUCUAGUUAGAGCUCCUAUGGGAGUAUGUUUGGAGACGCUGCACGUGUACGGAGACCAGUUGUGUAAAGAGGAAAAGUUUUCCAAGAUUGACAGACCCAAACUAGGACCAGCUUCAUAUGACAACACUGCUGAUAACAUAGCCUUUGAUUUUAAUCAGUUAACCAUACAACCCAUAAGAGAAGAAUGGCCAAGCCUGGUUAAGGAGCCGAAACCCGCACCCGUAGCCAAUGUGCCAGUAAUCAUUCCUGAUGAACCAAAGGUGGAACCUGAUGUAACUCCUAAGCCAAUUCCGGAAACACAACCUGACGAAAAUGAAUUGAUUGAUGAGCUAAAUGAAUCUGUGACUACAGAUUGUUCAGAGAGCGAGGACCAGGUGCCUGCCGACAUGGACGGGUUGCUUCGGUGGUGCCUGCUGUCCUUCCUCAAGACUCAAGCCAAGCACAUCGAGUUGCCGCUAAAAACUAAUCUACUGUACAAAAACCACCUGAUGCCGUUCUGUCCAACUGAUAGGACUCUAGAAGUAAAGAAGUCUAGCUAUAAGAAGAUGGGGAAAUUCCUUGAAGCCAUGCAGAGGGAAGGCCUGGUCGAAGUCCGCGAGAUUGACAAAGGUGUGGACGCACUAGUGUCCGUCAACACGGCACACCCGCUGGUGCGGAGUCACAAAGCGCGUGCGCCUCAGAGCAAGGAGCCUGUGCAGGAGGAGGGCGACGCGCGCGAGUACGUGCCCCCGCAGAUAAGGGAGCUGUACUGCAUCACCGCCAACGUGCUCGACUUGUUCGCGCCACUCAGGAAGGGCACGGCGCUGGCAGCGGCAGACGUACGCCAGGCGUUGGUUCAGCACGUGGCACAGCGAGGCUUGGCGCAGGCACGUGGCUCUGUGCAACUCGACCAGCUAUUGGCCGCAGUGACGGGAAGGCAGCCGCAGGAGCUAAUGAAAUGGGAGGAGCUAACUACGUGCGUGCUCGGCCGCAUGACGCCCAGUACGGAGAUGCGGUUCGCCGACGGCACAGUCAAACUUACAAAAUCCAGGCUUGAACCCAUCAAGAUGCAGGUCGCCACUCGCAGUGGAAACAAAAAAGUGACACUGGUAUCGAACCUGGAGUCAUUCGGGUUCAGUUUGCGGCCACUGGCCCACGCCUGUCAGCUCCUCGCCGGCGCGUCUUGCGGCAUCACGCGCAGUGCGGCGUCGCGGACGGAUCAGUUGAUGCUGCAGGGAGACCAGACACAUCUUGUGGCGAAACUACUGAUAGAAAAGUAUGGGUUGCCUAAGAAGUUUGUGGAGGGCGCUGACAAGGCCCUUAAUAAGAAGAAAUAAACUUAUUAAUAAGUACUAUAAAGUAUACUUUUAUGUAUUUAGAUAAAUUGAAAUAAAACUGCCUAAAAUUAUCCUUAACCAUA